GAAAAUAUUGUUCUUUCUACUCGAAAGUAAGGUUAAAUGUCAAUUUUAUGUUUUUUAGGUAGAUGGCAAGCACAAAAAUGCAGACUCAGCAUUUGAUAGGCUUCAAGUUGAUAUUCAGCACCUUAAUUUAUGCGACGAAGGUCCCUCUUCUGAGAAAAAAAGGACUUCCUAUUAUUGGUGUUGGGAAGCACCUGUGUGGUGCAGCAACAGAUCUGGCCCUUCUGUGUUUAUUUGAGCACAGCUGCACCGACAAAGAUGAUGAACCUCCAACAAAGCGCAUAAAACUCCAUCAGAAUGAGGGUGGUGGUGAUUUUAUCAAGCCUGUUCCCUCAACCGAAGGCAGGGAAACUGGUGAAAAGCUCAUAGUGUCAGGACUGGCCAUCGCUCUUUGCUGCCACCACCGUUGCGACUGGAGACACUACGUGGGAAAAGAGUUCUUCAGGCAGAGAGGUCUUGGACCGGAAGAGUUUGCUGCCUUUCAGUGCAUGUCGAGCUGGGCCACUUGCGGGAUGAGAAAAAUUGGCUCCAAGACAACAGAAAAACGAAGUGAACAUAAAACCGGUGAAGAGGAAGAACAUGAGAUGAGCGAGGAAGCUUUACCAGAUACCCUCAACAGGUGA
Messenger RNA from Sinocyclocheilus grahami, 620 nucleotides. RefSeq names its product tRNA:m(4)X modification enzyme TRM13 homolog. The coding region runs from base 63 to 620 and encodes 185 amino acids. The transcript has 3 exons. The record is from RefSeq and is a predicted model, not a curated record. Gene Ontology annotation, biological process: tRNA methylation. NCBI's taxonomy places the organism in Eukaryota, Metazoa, Chordata, Actinopteri, Cypriniformes, Cyprinidae.